This is a messenger RNA of Arabidopsis thaliana (thale cress), 1679 nucleotides long. RefSeq names its product Serine/Threonine-kinase, putative (Protein of unknown function, DUF547). The coding region runs from base 107 to 1660 and encodes 517 amino acids. Lineage: Eukaryota; Viridiplantae; Streptophyta; Magnoliopsida; Brassicales; Brassicaceae. The record is from RefSeq and is marked reviewed. The transcript is spliced from 10 exons.
GCUUUUCGAGAUAUGCUCUUGAGACGUCUCAAAGGAAGAUACUUUGAUGGGAUGUCUUCUUAAUUUUAUUAUAAUUAUUCACUCAUACUCAUAAUAUUAUUCUCUGAUGAAUCUCUACAAACAGACAAGAAAGUGCGAGAAAAUGAUGGGUCUCUGUUCUCCUUCUCCUUCUUCUCACGAUUGUUCUUCAUCUUCUCCAAGGAACUCGGAGAAGAAGCAGAAUGUGAUUGUUGCAUCACCUUCAAGAUUCUCUACCUACACUAAACCGAGUUUAUCAAUUGAGAAGAGAUUACUUACUUACCAGGAUUCUAAUUGCAACGUUACGCCAAAGUCUUCAGAAGAUUUGAGGAAAGAAAUUGCUUCACUUGAGUUUGAGAUUCUGCGUACAGAACAAUAUCUGCUCUCUCUGUAUAGGACAGCUUUCGAUGAACAAGUUUCUUCUUUUUCUCCUCACACUGAAACAAGCUUAGUUUCUAAUCAGUUUUUACCCAAAUCCGAGCAAUCAGAUGUUACCAGUGUGUUCAGCUACCAUUAUCAAGCUUCUCCGGCCUCUGAAUGUUCCUCUUUGUGUCCUCCUCGGAGUUUCCAAGCCAGCUUAAAAGCUUUGUCUGCAAGAGAGAAGAGUAGAUAUGUUUCUAGUAGUCACACUACUCUUGGAGAUCUUCUGGGUUCUACUCUUAUCGUAGAUAACAUUGCGAAUCCGAGUAGGCUCUCUGAAGAUAUCUUAAGAUGCAUAUGUUCUGUAUAUUGUACACUCUCCAGCAAAGCCAGAAUCAAUUCUUGUCUUCAGGCUUCUCCUUCUUCACCUUCAUCUGUCUCUUCCAAAGCCACUUUUGAUAGCUUGAACUCGCGCCAUGAGGAACGCAAAGAAGCAAAUGUGCCAGGCGUUGUUGUAAUAGAAUCUCUAGAACUUCACUUGGAUGAUGGUAGUUUCAAUCACGCUGCUGUUAUGCUCCAAAACUUCAGAUCACUAGUUCAAAAACUUGAGAAGGUUGAUCCGAGUAGAAUGAAACGCGAAGAGAAGCUAGCGUUUUGGAUAAACAUUCACAAUGCCCUCACAAUGCAUGCGUAUCUAGCCUACGGAACUCACAACCGUGCCAGAAACACCUCGGUUUUAAAGGCAGCUUAUGAUGUUGGAGGCUAUAGCGUAAACCCUUACAUUAUCCAAAGCUCAAUCUUAGGCAUUCGCCCACAUUUUUCACAACCUUUGUUGCAGACAUUGUUUUCGCCAUCAAGAAAGUCGAAAACUUGUAAUGUCAAACACAUUUACGCCUUGGAAUAUCCCGAGGCAUUGGCUCAUUUUGCUCUUUCUUCAGGAUUUUCUACUGAUCCUCCGGUUCGGGUUUACACGGCAGAUUGCGUAUUCCGGGAUCUAAGAAAAUCCAAAGAAGAGUUUAUAAGAAACAAUGUUCGUAUACACAACGAGACAAAGAUAUUGUUGCCCAAGAUUGUUCAUUACUAUGCUAAAGAUAUGUCACUGGAACCAUCUGCCCUCAUGGAAACAACGGUGAAGUGUUUACCGGACUCCACGAAGAGAACAGCUCAGAAAUUGUUGAAGAAGAAGAGCAGAAACAUUGAAUAUUCACCGGAAAACUCAAGUUUCCGUUAUGUAAUCAUCCAGGAACCAACAACAAGAAGACAUGAUUCUACUAUAAUAUAAAGCGAAAUAUAACAACAUU